Molecule: messenger RNA, 1520 nt
Organism: Fundulus heteroclitus (mummichog)
Lineage: Eukaryota; Metazoa; Chordata; Actinopteri; Cyprinodontiformes; Fundulidae
Exons: 13
Coding region: 80-1381 (433 amino acids)
Source: RefSeq, a predicted model, not a curated record
GCUUGCUGGCUGCAGCGGGAUGUACUCGGGUCCACCACGGCUUAAUUCUGCCUCUUUCGAGUCUACCAGUUGAGUAGGGAUGCCACGGAAAGGGCGUCGCUCGGAGGCGGCGAAGGCGAGAUGGAGGAGGUUUGAGUCUGAGCCGGACAUCGCCAAGCCCAGGACACCCCCACCCAUCCCGCAGUCCCCCACUCAGUCUCCAGAGAAGAAGAUGCCCCGACUGCUGGAGUUCGUGCCCCCUGACCAGACGUGUGCCAUGGUAUGCCAGGAGGAGCCCCGUGGGCCAUCGACCCCCCUUGGGUCUCGUCGAGGGACGGGGCAUCGGCAUCGCGUGAUGCAGUGGGGCUAUUCACGCGUGACGAGGCGUAGGCGCAAGUUCGUGCUCUUAGCCGAGGCUCCAGAGAAAAAGUUUGCUCUUUUGGUUGGCGACUCCCAUUUGCGUGCUAUUGUGGAUGGGUUUGUCACCAUGCCAGGGAGUACUUUCUCCUUAGGGGUGCUGUCUUCUCCCGGAGCCUCUGCAGACGAGUUGCGGCGUGAGGUGCUGGAUGCGGUUCUGCCUCGGACCCCAGACGUCAUCUGUCUUCUGGCGCCCAGCAACAACUUGAGUUCCAGCAGGACCUUCCAGGAGGCGGGACGGGACUUCGACUCUUUGUUGCGUACCGUAAGCAACCUCUGUGCUAAUGUGGUUGUUUUGGACUUCCCCCCACGUCUCGUCGUCGAGGAAAGUGAGCAGGCGCUGCUGCGACAGGAGUACAGCUGUGUGGCGAUCAAGAGAAGUGUUCGGUACCUGCCGGUCACUGAGCACUUCCCUCUGAGCCACCUGGACUUAUGGAGCAAGGAUGGUGUUCAUCUGAGUGACACACCUGGGAUGGAGGUUCUUGCUGAGUUGCUGUGGGCUGCGAUUUGCUCGCAACUUGAGUUCAGUGCUCCUGUGUCUGCAUCUCUGCCUCUGUCUGCUUUUCCACCUGCCUCUGCCUCACGCUAUACUGUCUCUGCUCCACCCUCUUCUGUCUCUGCCUCCCGCCCUUUGCCUGCUUCUCCCCCUGUCUCGGCCGAACGUCCCUUACCCAGGCUUGUUGUGGACGGCAAGGUUCCUGCUCGGAGUGCUUCAGACCCCUUCCCCUGCCAGAAGACAUUGCACAAUGUCCAGGGUGGUGAUGGGUCCCCACGCUCCACAUUGAGGACGGUUGACCAAGAGGGAGACCUGCUGGACCUCUCUAUCCCAUUGAAUCAGGUGUGGUACAGCCCAAAGGUGCUGAAGGACAUGGACCUGAUCCUCACUCCGCUACCUACAUCUUCUCCAAGAAGGAAGAAGAAGGCCAGUGCGAGACGCUGUUCAGUACCCAAUCCCUCCAAGAAGAGACCACAGGAGCAGGUGUGAAACCUUUUAAGCCUCAUAUAUAAUUACAGAAAUUAUUUCAAAUUGUUUUCCCUAACAUUAAAUGAUACUGAAUGCAGAGGCCUGAUUUAGAAAAAUAUUAAUGGAGUUUCGCCUAGCUGCCCUGUCUUUGUGGAUUUCU